AUGUCGGCACUAACGUCCAUUAACCUUGGCCGCAAGUGUGUGCGAGGCAAAAACGAUGGCAAUGACAGGCUCAGCAGCCUUCCUGACGCGCUGUUGCACCACGUGAUGUCCUUCCUGCCUAUGGCGGAGGUUGUGCGCACGAGUAUUCUCUCUGCUAGGUGGCGCAAUCUCUGGGCCUCUACGCCAUUCAUUCACAUUGACCGCCAGGAAUUGCUGAAUGAAAUUGAGUGGACAGAGGAGGACACCGAGGACAUGCAUGAAAGUUUUGUGGACCAUUUGCUGCUCUUGCGUGAUGGGACUGUUUCCUUGGAUGAGGCCCGGAUCCUCAUCAGCCGUGAUGACAGAGGCAAGUCUUCUGCAUGGAUUCGCUAUGCCAUCAAGCACAAUGCUCGUUUGCUUCAUGUUUAUGGAGCCCACAGACGUGUCCAAUUGGAUGGCAUAGCGAUGUGUCCUUCUCAGUAUCUCAAGAGAAUAAGGCUCGAAUCUGUCUAUUUGGUCCAUGGGUUCUUCACGCCGCUAAACUACAACUUUCCUAUGCUCGAGCAUUUAGAGCUGGAGCGAUGUGUUAUUGCCUGCGCAAAGGCUGAGAUCUCAUCGAGGUCACUCAAGGUUCUGCAUAUGACUCAUUGCUUUCAUAUAUACAGUCUCCUGAUUUGUGCCACCAACCUUACCCAUAUUUCUAUCAUUGAUCCAUGGUGUAACUCCGAUCCUGUAGUAACCAGGGAUUUGGCUUCUCUAGUAACAGCUUCGAUUGCCCUAUCUGGUUGCCACAUUCAUAACAGUGUAGAAAAAAUAGUGGAUCAUCGUCUACUUGAUGGACUUUCACAUGCCACAAAAUUGGAGUUGCAUGCACCAUCACCUGAGCUCGCAUUCGAGAGAGGUUUGCAAACAUGCCUGACGUUGAGUAACCUGACAAGUUUGGUGCUGGGUGAUUGGUGCAUGGCUGCUGACUUGUACCCUCUCUUCUACAUUCUCCAUCGCUCGCCCAAUCUGAAGGAGCUAUGUUUUAAGCUCAAGAUGGAGCAAUGUAGAAUAUGCAAGAAGGCUGAAUCUGCUUCAUUGCCAGCAAGGAACACACUACCAGUCCGGGGCUAUCCCUGUAUCGAGAGAAUCAAGAUAUACUGCAGCAAAGAUGAUCCGAGGGUCGGCACGCUAGUGCAGGCAUUGCUACCGAUCUUCAUCCCAGAUGGGAAAAUCAGUAUCGACGAUCGCUAA
Molecule: messenger RNA, 1215 nt
Organism: Lolium rigidum
Lineage: Eukaryota; Viridiplantae; Streptophyta; Magnoliopsida; Poales; Poaceae
Product: F-box/LRR-repeat protein At3g58900-like
Exons: 3
Coding region: 1-1215 (404 amino acids)
Molecular function (GO): protein binding
Source: RefSeq, a predicted model, not a curated record